Medicago truncatula (barrel medic) is the source of this 2013-nucleotide messenger RNA. RefSeq names its product CTD small phosphatase-like protein. Gene Ontology annotation, molecular function: phosphatase activity. The record is from RefSeq and is a predicted model, not a curated record. The coding region runs from base 250 to 1659 and encodes 469 amino acids. The transcript has 7 exons. NCBI's taxonomy places the organism in Eukaryota, Viridiplantae, Streptophyta, Magnoliopsida, Fabales, Fabaceae.
UUACCCAACAGCGCAUACUCACGAACAUACACUAAACCAUUUCUCUUCUCUCUCUUUCUCUUUUCAGUUCUCUCUGACUCGCGGUAACGAAAAUUCAAUGGAAUUUUAGAGAGAGAAAGUAGAGAGAGAAAGUGUUUAGUUCAGUUGCUUCUAUCAAAGCCUCGGCUGCUUUCACAGUCAAGAGGGACCUUGGUUCCCCACAGAUGUGCCGAAAGCAAGAUUGCUGUACCUAUUAUAAGCGCAAAUCAAAUGCCAUCCCUAAAAAUGAAGAGCAAAGUAAGUGUGAGCUGUUUGACAGAGAGAAAGGAUCUUCAAAUCUGUCCGAAAUCAAAAGUAAUCUCCAAAAACUCAUGUUCUAAAAUGAUGAUUUCUGCGCAAGAUGCAGAGCUCGAUGCAACUAUUCAGAAUUGUAUAGAUGUUUCUUCAAGGACGCUACCUAAAGACAAUGCAAGUAAUCAAUCUAAUGACGGCAAAGAAUUUCUGGAAGAUGAAGACUCUGAAUCUCAACACCAAUUUUCUGUAUGUUCCUCUGUCCUGGGAAGAAUGGAACUGACCGAUCCCUGUACAGACAACUUAGAUACAAUUUUUUCUCCUGCUUUUGAGCCCAUUGAAGUCCAUUUACAACAUUAUACUGAAAAAGGGAGCUUUGGUGAUAUUAACAUGGCAGGAGUGGGAGCUGAUGAGGGAAGAAAUAUUUGUGACUUUGAAACAUGUGAUGUGUCUGACUUCUACAUUUCUGACAUGAUCAUUACAAGCUUACCCUUUUGUGGAAAUUCAUUGGAUGAUGAUGUCGGUGAAACAACCUUCCUAUCUGAUUGUGGAUCAUCCGAUCCAUCCGUGUUUUGUGCUUCAGAACAGUACAUGAUCCUGCCUGCUCAUGACGAUGAUGCUAAAGUUGGCUGCACGACAGAUAUCUUGUCAUGUGAAGAAGCCAUUAUGGUUCGUGAAAGUGCUAGCUUGUAUUCUGCUAUAGCUCAGAUAAGAUCCUGCAACCAGGAGUCUAAUGUUAAAGAUGACUUGGAUAAGGCAGAGUGCUUUGAUCCACAGUCAUUUAUCAAGAAUUUACCAGAACUAUCAGAAGUAGAAUUAAAUGGCCAGCCCACAUUGGCUCCUAAGCAAUCUCCAAGAAGAAAGUCAGUAACCCUAGUGCUUGAUUUAGAUGAGACCCUUGUUCAUUCUACGCUGGAGCAUUGUGAUGAUGCAGAUUUCACUUUUAACAUUUUCUUCAAUAUGAAAGAUUACAUAGUAUACGUAAAACAGAGGCCUUUCCUCCACAAAUUCUUGGAGCGAGUAUCAGAUAUGUUUGAGGUAGUUAUUUUUACAGCCAGCCAAAGCAUUUAUGCAAAUCAACUACUUGAUAUAUUGGAUCCAGAUGAAAAGUUUAUUUCUCGCCGUUUGUAUCGAGAGUCGUGCAUGUUUUCAGAUGGAAAUUACACAAAAGAUCUUACUAUAUUGGGUAUUGAUCUUGCAAAAGUUGUCAUAAUUGAUAAUUCACCUCAGGUUUUCCGUUUGCAAGUGAAUAAUGGUAUCCCCAUAAAGAGUUGGUUUGAUGAUCCAUCAGAUUGUGCACUGAUGUCAUUACUUCCCUUUCUAGAGACAUUGGCUGAUGCUGAUGAUGUGCGUCCUAUUAUUGCAAAGAGAUACGGUAACAAAGAAUAAGGUUUCUCCUUAGACCAAAUAUAACAGCUUUUCUACUUUUCUAGGUUUAGGAAAUUUGGCCUCUAAUUAGUUGCUAAAGGUUCCUUCCAUUCAAGUUGAAAUGAAUUAACCUAUACAAUAAACAAUUGGCUGUCUUAUUGUUACGUACACAGUUGGUUCUCUUUUCUUCUCUCAGUUGACCGAUCUGGAGUUCUCUAUUGCGCUUGAAAGGUAGUUGUAGCAAGCAUUUCCUUUACUUCUUUCACUCUAGUGUUUGUACAGUCAAAGUUUGAAUAUUAUGUGUUGUUGUACAUGAAAUUUAUCAUAUUAUGGAAUAUAGUUCUGAAAGUUACAUGUUUAAUUUUCUAUCUUGCA